This is a messenger RNA of Diaporthe amygdali, 1473 nucleotides long. RefSeq names its product O-acetyltransferase PaAT-2. The transcript has 2 exons. NCBI's taxonomy places the organism in Eukaryota, Fungi, Ascomycota, Sordariomycetes, Diaporthales, Diaporthaceae. The coding region runs from base 1 to 1473 and encodes 490 amino acids. The record is from RefSeq and is a predicted model, not a curated record. Gene Ontology annotation, molecular function: acyltransferase activity, transferring groups other than amino-acyl groups.
AUGUCUCAAACAACCGUCCCUGUCGAUAGGAUAGUUCCUUUUCAUCGUUUUGAUGAUGCAAUCGGUCUACGUAAUUCUAUUUUAGUCUGGACUUUGCGAUUCGACGAUGUUCUCGAUGCCGCAAAACUUCGUGAUUCUCUUAAUGCCCUUCUCAGCAUAGGGAACUGGAAACGCCUAGGUGGUCGAGUUAGGAAGAAGAGAGACGGCAAAUUGGAGGUCCAUAUCCCAGAGAGCUUCACUCCUCAGCACCCAGCAGCUGAUUUCUCCCACACAAAGCUGGAUUGUUGUAUCGACGAACACGCUCUCGGACGCCGCUUACCUGUAGCUACAGAGAAGCCAAGGUUACAUGAAUCAUCAACAACCUUUCAUGAAUUCGCGACACGAGAGAACCCCCCUUUGACAAUUGAGGACUAUUGCAACUCAGACCUGCCACAGAUUGGAUUGCAUGUUGUAUCUUUCACAGAUGCCACCCUCGUCUCGGUUUCAUGGCCACACACCAUGUCCGACGCUGUUGGCAUCCAAACACUAUUGAUAAAUUGGAGCAGAGUCAUGGCAGGACGGGAGAUCGAAGUGCAGCAUUUGGAAGAUGUUGAAAGCAACCCGUUGGACAACCUCGAGGCCGGUGAAGGGGGCACCUUGAAGCAAGAAGAAUGGAUAUUGAAAAGCAGUCUCGUCAGUGGUAUUUGGUUCGUCAUCUGGGUUGUUCGAUAUAUCUGGACCAUCAUAUGGGUAUCGCAAGAGAGCAAGCUCAUCUACCUCCCGGCUAGAACAAUCAAAGCCUUACGACGGGAAGCCGAGGAUUCAUUGGUCGAACAGACUCAAACUCUCGUACCAGGUCACAUUGAGAAACCUUUUGUUAGCGAUGGAGAUGUCAUUACAGCAUGGGCUGUCCGGAUGGCAUGUUUGCACCAGGCAUCACAACAAACUUCACAGCAGUCAAUCACGAUCAUAAAUGCACUCGACGUUCGGGCCCGUCUACCGGACCUUUUCAAGCAGAACACCGCCUACGUCGGAAACUUCGCUUUUGCCCUAUUCACAACAACCACAGUCGGUCGGGUUAUGAGCACUUCGCUGGGCGAGCUCGCACAUACGGUGCGUCAAUCUCUACUGGAGCAGGCCCCACAAGCUCAGAUCCGCGCCAUGUUUCAAGAACUUCGAAAAACUAGGAUGGGAGCUCUUGUUGUCGGUACGGCAACGAGCAGCCCGCUGAUCUUCAGCAACUGGAGCAAAACCAAGAUCUGCGAGGUUGUCGACUUCAGCCCAGCUGUGAUCAGGCGUGGCAAGCAGGGCCCAGUGAUUUCUGCACCGGGCAAACCCGUGUAUCAUCAUUCUCUCCAUACAAAGCGGAGCCAGACGGCGCGAGACGCCUUCAAUAUCCUCGGCAAGGAUCCGGCGGGUAACUACUGGAUUGCUGCAUGGUUGCCACCGCGCGCAUGGCCAAGAAUUGAGGAGGAGAUGCAAAAGCUGCCUUGA